AAGAAUAAAAACAAGUUUGUUUGCCCUACUUUUAGUAUUACAGGCAGCUUUACCUACAGUGGUUAUCGCUCCCGAUAAACUCCAUCAAUCAAAUAUCUGACAUUUAGAUAUUUAUGUUUUGCCGUUAGAGUGAUGUUAUGACAUGGUUAAGGGGUUGCGGUCUGUAAAUCCUGACGAACAAAGCCUGGUUUGUGUAUAGUGUGAGGACAAGGUCUGCCUGGGACGUUUACGCAGGGCAAAAUAGCUAUGCGUAAUUUGGUCGACUAGUAUAUACAAACUAACCUGAUGUAACUAGCUAGGUAGGUACUAUAACUUCUACCUGACGAUAGCUAACUGGAAGAAAGUACCACAUGAGUGACAGCAGCACACCAUCUUGUGGACAGAAAUGAGCCAUACUACUCCGAAGGCAGUGGGUCUUGACCCUGCCGUGCUGAGAGACAAACUCUUCGAGCUAUGGAACCGGAAAGAUCUGCAGACGCUACAUUUUGCAGCCUUCCAGGGAUUUUCAAAGCUGUCAGAGCCUCUGGAGGCCUUACUAACAAUCCUGGAGAGCUGUCCAGGCAAACAGAAGGGUCGGAGCCACACCCUCGGCCAUCACAUCCUCAUGGAAUUCCAAACAUGGAUGAAAGAACAUCCUAAGGUUACUCUGAGCUCACUCUUAGAGCCGCAAGCAACGGCACUCCAGGGACGGGCUCUGAGCUUACUAACAGAUACCCAGCCCAGCUUUGUAGACAUUCUCAUAAACAUCUACCAACUCAAUUCCCUGGAUCCGGCCAUUCUCCGACUGCACAUUGUGAGGUUGCAGGCUCUUAACUGCUACAAAGAGGCAGCAGUACUCAGCAUAAAGCUGAAGUUACAGAAAGAACUGAAUAUGGAGGAGAUGUGUGUACCGCUAAUCUUGCAGAAUAAGUUGCCAUUGGCAGAGAGCUUUGUCACAGGCCACAAUCAUCUAGAACAACGACUGGUCAGACUGCUAGACUCAUGGUGCCACCCCAGCUUCAGUGUGGAAGAGAUAAGCAAGCGAUUCCCUCGCCUCUCUCUUUCCAAACAGUGCAUGGGCCAGAUCCAGCCCAAAAUGCUCACCAAACAAGUCUUUCGACUCAUGGAGAAAUUCAUCAUUGACCAAGGAUUGUGCCCCAAUGCUCUGCACAAGAGGAGAUUGGACUCUAUGCGUUUCCUCAUGUACAAGAGGUUUGUGGAGAAAAGCAUGACAGAGGAGAACUGGAGUGACCAUGUACAGUACGUAGUGGCAGAUGACCUUGAGCUACAGAUCCAAUUGGUAGAGAUGUUGGUGAAGUACUGUGGUCUUCAGAAAGCCUCUCAGUGGUCACUGAGAUACAACAUCCCCAGAAAUCGACUUCCCUGUGGGGUAUGGGAAACGCAGCAGAGUCUACCGCCUGAUCUACAACAAUUACAUCUGAGUGAUUCAGCACAAACUGAGGAGUGGAUGCCAUCUCAGCCUCACUGUCAGAAGUUCUACCAGGUGCCACUCACCAAAGACAAGGUUCAUUUUGUGGAUACGCCAGAAGCUCUCCAGAGAUGUCAAAACAUUGUGCUGAAGGAAGGUGGUGUAGUAGGAGUUGACAUGGAGUGGCAGCCUACGUUUGGCUGUAUUUCAACUCAGCAAGUUGCCCUGAUACAGCUUGCAGUUGACCAGGUUUUCUUAUUAGACCUCUGUGCAAACGGAUUCUGCCAACACCCAGACACUAUUGGUUUCAUUAGGAGCUUGUUCUCUGAAAGAAAUAUCCUUAAACUGGGUUAUGGUAUGUCAGGGGAUCUCAAGUGUCUCUUGGCCACCUGGCACCAGCUUUUAGAGGAACCAUUGAAGAUGGAGGGGAUGCUUGAUCUUCUUAGUAUACACCAGAAGAUCCAGCGUUGUAAGGUCAAGUGGACUCAAAUUCGACCUAAAGAGGUGCUUGUAGGAGAGGACUCUGCAGAGAAAGGCCUCAGUCUGAUGGUACAACAAGUCCUGGGAAGACCCCUGGACAAGACAGAGCAGAUGUCCAACUGGGAGAAACGGCCACUGCGCAUCAACCAAAUUAGAUAUGCAGUGGCAGAUGUCUGUUGUUUGCUGGAUGUGUACUCUGUCCUCUCCAGAAACCCAGCAUACUUUGGGCUACCAGCUGACCUACGCAGCAUCUCUUCAAGCCAAUCAGAGAAGAGUGGAGACAAGAAGCAGAAGGAGAAACAGGCCAAGAAGACCCAAGGCAAAGAGGAAUGUCAGGGAGCUCAAAGGGUCAGUCCCCCUCGCUCUGACACAGAGAAAGGCCUCCUGUGUGACGAGAAGCCCUUAGAAGACACCCCCCCUGUGUCCCCCCAGCAGUUGCGGGUGGUGUGUGACAACAUGCUACAGGGACUUGGGAGGUACCUGCGCUGUUUAGGAGUCGAUGUGGUCAUGCUGGAGAACACUGAUGAUCAUAGAGUAGCAGCAAAGUUAGCACAAGCUGAAGGCCGUGUCAUACUUACAUGUGGACAACCGUUCCAAAGUUUGCGGUCCCAGGUAGGUGAAGGCCGCUGUCUGUCCCUCGACUGUUCGGAAAAGGCCAGGGACCAAGCCGUUCGAGUCCUCAGACACUUCAAUGUCCAGCCCACUCCCAGCGAUAUAUUCAGCCGCUGCCAGGCGUGUAACAGCGAUCAGUACAUGGCGGUGCCCAGAAAGGACAUGGUCAGGAUGCUUAAACAGAAAGGAUUUCUGCAGGACCAUGACAACACUAACCACACACAACAACAGGAAGAGGAGAAGCUUGGUGACAUUCUGACCCCCGGUGUGACCCCUGAACUCCCCAGGUAUGCCCUUCAGUGUCACUGGGCCCCCCUUUCAGGGCUGGACCCCGACACCCUGACCUUUCCCGGGGGGGCACCCAUACAGCUCCACACCGUGCCCCCCGGCCUCCUGCCGAGGAUACCGCUCUUCUAUGUCUGCACCAGAUGUGGCAAGGUGUUCUGGGAAGGCUCUCAUUUUGGCCGUGUCCUUUCCAUGUUUCAGGAGGUCUUACACAUAACAGACGAGGACACUGAAUCAGCUGCAGCGGCCGUUACAGCAGCACAGCAGAACUGACUGCUACUACAGUUUACCUGAACCUCAAAAAACAUCUAGAAUAAUCUUUUACACAUUUAGCACCUAGCUGUCAUGAAAUCAAAUUAAAUAAAAUUGCCUCAUAUAUAAUAUUAGUUUUAUUUUUCUCUUUUUUAAUUGACUGGAUAAAAUAACAAAAGAGGCAUAAGGACUGUGAAUUUAGGAUGACAUUACAAGUGAGAACACCAACUUGAAAUUUGUAUCGCAAAUCAUUUGGAUAAAAAUUAGGUCAUAAGUAAAUAGUAAGCCCACUAGUCCUCUAUGAUAAGUGAGUUCUUUUUUUUGACACCUGCAUGAAAGGACUGCCCUCAGUUAAUCAUCUGGUAUUAAAAUUUGACAGUCAUACUAAAAAAAACAAAGAUAAUGUAAUGACUGGAUGAAGGGUUUAUUAUCAUUUCUUUUAUUAUUAUUAUCUAAGUUCUUUUUAGAUGUAUAUAGUUUUGAUGGUUUUAAACCUUUUGUGUUUGUAAGAGUUUAAAUCUCAGUGAACCAAAGACAGUGUUUGGACUUGGUAAUUUUUGUUGUUGAUUGUAUUCACUGUUAUACCAUGGCACAUUCAUGGUGAUUAUGGUUUGGAGCGUAUUGAGAUAAUUUGAAUUGUACACAAAUGUAAUACAUUUAUUCCUCAAGAACACUUUGACUCAGCAGGGUAAAUAUAUCAUCAAACUAGAAAGCGCAUUAACUAAAUAUGUGCAUCAACGUUAAGUUUGUUCCAUUUAACACUUACUGGGGUCACAUUUUGUGACAACUCUUUUUAAUUGUUUUGAUUUAAAAGCUGCAGUUUAAAUGAUGACAGGACUCUGUUCCUUGGCCUUUUUAACAGUCGGUGGUACUGUAUAUAUUCAUUCUCUGUGACUACAUUUGUAUAACGUUUUAAUUAUUUAGCUGAAAGCUGAAUAUGUGUUAAUAAACAGAUUUUCAUUUCAUUUA
Molecule: messenger RNA, 4006 nt
Organism: Siniperca chuatsi (mandarin fish)
Lineage: Eukaryota; Metazoa; Chordata; Actinopteri; Centrarchiformes; Sinipercidae
Gene: exd3
Product: exonuclease 3'-5' domain containing 3
Biological process (GO): nucleobase-containing compound metabolic process
Molecular function (GO): nucleic acid binding; 3'-5' exonuclease activity
Source: RefSeq, a predicted model, not a curated record